Molecule: messenger RNA, 402 nt
Organism: Arabis nemorensis
Lineage: Eukaryota; Viridiplantae; Streptophyta; Magnoliopsida; Brassicales; Brassicaceae
Source: the annotation of a GenBank genome assembly
AUGGCUAACACUAAAGACAGACUUGACGAAUUGGAGAGAGGGAUGGGCUUGGUCACGGACGACUUGCACAAGCUACGUGCAGAGCUGACUGACAAGCUCCGUCUCAUGGAGGAGGCGAAUACGGAGAAGUAUCAACGUAUUGAAGACUCUAACAGAACCACGGAGGGGACGUUGAGAAGGUUGAUUGAAACUGUGGAGAAUCUUCACCGCGGACCACCACCGGUUCUUCAAGGACACCAACCAGCAGCUCCACAACUACCGGGGGGGGGCGACGAGAAGAAGCAGCAGGCCAGAUCGCGGCACCAUUGGCUAGACUCCGGGAUGAACAACUGCAAAAACAACGGAGACCGUUCACUCCACGCGCAUCAUCACCGGGAAGCACAGCCCAACAACCAUCGGUGA